AUGCCUCGGCCCUCCCCCGCCUGGCGGGAGCAGUGGCACGGGCUGCCCCCCCGGCCGCGUAGUGGUACGUCCCAAGCCUUCAUAAACGGCGGCCGGGAGCGUUUACGCCCUUUCCUCCAGCGUGCGCUGUGCGAGGUGGGAUGGGGCUCGCGGGCCGCCGGGUGCGGUUGGACGUUGUGGAAAGCGGGCAGGCGGGAGGUGGAGGCCGGUUUAUCGUUUAGCAGGCUGAGGUGCGGGUCUCCCCCCUCCGCCAGUGGUGGGUUGCGCCGUGCCUCCCCGUCCCCAGGGCGGCUCGGGCCGGGCCCGACCAUCCGAGGCAGCCAUGGGGGGCGGUGUGGCACGCGGGCGGCCGUUGGUGACGUGCGGGGAGUGGGGGGGUGGCCUCGGAGCACGCGGCGCCUGACUCCCCUUGUCCCCACAGGCCGGCCAUGGGGGCGGACACGGGCACCGGGGGCCCCGCCUGCGGGGCCGGGACUGCUGGAACGGCUCCACGCAGAAGGAUAUCCUGAAGUAAAGAGUAAGAGCCUGGUCUUUCCAGCUAAAUGUGACACAAUUAGGACUGGGAGCAGGUCGCUCUUUGGAGAUGGCCAUAAUGUGAAGCUCUUCACAAGUCCCAUGGAAGGCGGUGAGACAGCAAGAGCAGGAAAUUCUUCUGGGUGUUCAUGCUGAAAAUGUCUGAGGAAGAAGGAAUCCAAUAAAACAUGCUGGUGAGGUUGGAGACUAAUGUUUGUAAACACUACAUGUUUUUCUGCACUAAGGUGUUACAUGGUAACAGUUGCAGUUUUGAUUACACAUACAUUAAAAUUCUCUCAAAAAACCCCAA
This is a messenger RNA of Chroicocephalus ridibundus (black-headed gull), 823 nucleotides long. RefSeq lists its product as uncharacterized. The transcript is spliced from 5 exons. NCBI's taxonomy places the organism in Eukaryota, Metazoa, Chordata, Aves, Charadriiformes, Laridae. Bases 1 to 669 code for a protein of 222 amino acids. The record is from RefSeq and is a predicted model, not a curated record.